CUGUGUUUCUCUGUGUGUUUCUCUGUCUAUAAAAAAAAAACUAAAGUCACUAACCCACAAGAGUGUGUAUUUUUGUAGCUACUUUUCUCUGUGUGUUUAGUAGCUACAGAGUUAUCCUUUGAACAAUUUACCUCGACAAUCUCUAGGGGCUCGAUAAACGAUUCAUCUUCUCAAGAAGAUAACAAAAACCCAGGUCAGAUUUUUGGAUUUUAUGUAACCCCUUUCAUUUCUGAUUUUCAAUUUGUCACCUUCCCAAAUACCAUAUACACAUACUGUGUGUUGUUGGGUUUUGUGAUGCAAUAUCAAUUUGUCUUCAUCUGUUAUGUGUCUGCAGAUUCCUGGGGUUACUUGUCAUAAUUUAUGCGGUAUGGACACCACAUUCAUGUCCAGAUGGUGAAAUACCCUUUUGCCAGAUUCAAUCUAUAUUGCUUCUUAAAAUAUAAUAAGAGUAGUAUUACCAACACCCAUCUUCAAGAAAUUGAUUUACUUACUCAUUUACAGUGUAAGAUUGGUACUUCCCAUGAUGGGUAUCAAUCUAUGGUUUGAUACAGCUACAAUUUCUCAUCAAACAAGCCUAUUCUCACUAUCCACCGCUUUUCAAGGACUUAGUUUCUUGGAGUUAUCGUCCAUAUGUGUCAACUUGACGUUGUUUCUUGUGUUUCUGUUUAUUGUAUCGGCGAAGCAGAUAUAUCUGUGUGUGGGUCGGGUUCGAUUUCGGAAGGAUGAUUCGGAUGGUAAUUCAGUACCUGGUAGGAGGAGAGGUGAUGUGGAAAUUCAGAGCAUUGAGAUAGGUAGAGCGUUUAAAGCUUCAGUUUUGUGUAGCUUCUAUGUCUUGUUUGUGCAUGUUGUGGUGUUGGUUUAUGAUGGGGUUGGUUUGGUAAGAAAGGCUACGCAAGGGAGUAGCGUGAAUUGGACUUUGUUACUCUUUCCUGUAAUUCAGACGUUGGCUUGGAUUGUCUUGAGCUUUAAAGCUCUUUACUGUAAGUAUAAAGGCAGUUCAAAAUUCUCAUUGUUGUCAAGGGUAUGGUGGGUGGUGUCUUUUGUCAUUUGUUUGUGUACUUCGUACUCUGAUAGUAGAGAAUUGGCAAUAGAAGGCUCAAGCCAUUUAAAUUCUCAUGUCUUUGCAAAUCUUGCUGUUACACCUUCUCUUGCCUUUCUCUGUUUUGUUGCUAUUAGAGGUGUCACUGGUAUAGAAGUAACUAGAAAUUCUGAUCUUCAGGAGCCGUUGCUCCCUGAAGAAGAACCGGCAUGUCUUAAAGUUACUCCUUACAGUGAUGCGGGACUUAUCAGUUUAGCUACUCUUUCUUGGUUAAACCCACUUCUUUCAGUAGGCGCAAAGAGGCCUCUUGAGCUAAAAGACAUUCCACUUCUUGCUCAACGAGAUCGUUCUAAGACUAAUUACAAGGUUCUAAAUGCAAAUUGGGAAAAAUUGAAGGCUGAAGAUCCUUCAGAGCAGCCUUCUUUAGCUUGGGCCAUUCUUAAGUCUUUCUGGAAGGAGGCUGCCUGCAAUGCAGUUUUUGCAGGAUUGAACACUUGUGUUUCUUAUGUGGGCCCAUACUUGAUCAGUUACUUCGUGGAUUACCUAGCAGGAGUGGAGACGUUUCCUCAUGAGGGAUACAUUUUGGCUGGAAUAUUCUUCACAGCGAAGUUAGUUGAGACCUUAACGACCCGGCAGUGGUAUCUUGGGGUUGACAUUUUGGGCAUGCAUGUGAGAUCAGCUCUCACUGCAAUGGUAUAUCGCAAGGGACUGAGGCUCUCAAGUUCCGCGAGGCAAAGCCACUCUAGCGGAGAGAUUGUUAAUUACAUGGCAGUGGAUGUUCAGAGAGUAGGGGACUACUCAUGGUAUCUUCAUGAUAUAUGGAUGCUGCCUCUUCAAAUCAUUCUGGCUCUUGCUAUUUUGUAUAAAAAUGUUGGUAUUGCAUCUGUGGCUACUUUAGUUGCCACCAUUAUAUCCAUUGUUGCAACCGUUCCAUUAGCUCGGAUUCAAGAAGACUACCAAGAUAAAUUAAUGGGUGCCAAGGACGAUAGGAUGAGAAAGACUUCUGAGUGCCUCAGGAACAUGAGGAUUCUCAAGUUGCAAGCAUGGGAGGAUAGGUAUAGAGUAAUGCUAGAGGACAUGCGGAAUGUGGAGUUCAAGUAUCUUCGAAAAGCUCUGUACUCUCAAGCUUUCAUCACCUUCAUUUUCUGGAGCUCCCCAAUAUUUGUUUCAGCUGUUACCUUUGGCACUUGCAUACUAUUGGGUGGCCAGCUUACCGCAGGAAGUGUUCUUUCUGCUUUGGCGACUUUCAGGAUCCUCCAAGAACCACUUAGGAAUUUUCCUGACUUGGUGUCAAUGAUGGCUCAGACAAAAGUAUCCCUCGAUCGGAUUGCUGGAUUUCUGCAAGAGGAAGAAUUGCAGCAAGAUGCAACCAUUGUGCUGCCUCGGGACACCACAAAUGUGGCAAUAGAAAUUAAAGACAGUGAAUUUUGCUGGGAUCCAUCUUCUCCAACUCCAACAUUGGCAGGCAUACAACUAAAGGUUGAAAAGGGCAUGCGUGUUGCUGUCUGUGGUGUGGUUGGCUCAGGGAAAUCAAGCUUCCUUUCUUGCAUCCUUGGUGAGAUUCCCAGAAUCUCUGGUGAAGUUAGAAUAUGUGGAAAUGCUGCUUAUGUCUCACAGUCAGCUUGGAUACAAUCUGGGACCAUAGAAGAUAAUGUCCUUUUCGGUAGCCCAAUGGAUAAGGCAAAAUAUAAGGCCGUGAUUCAUGCUUGUUCUCUGAAAAAGGACUUCGAGCUUUUCUCUCAUGGAGAUCAGACUAUUAUUGGUGAUAGAGGCAUAAAUCUUAGUGGUGGUCAAAAGCAACGUGUGCAACUUGCAAGGGCGCUCUAUCAGGACGCUGAUAUUUAUUUACUAGAUGAUCCGUUUAGUGCCGUUGAUGCACACACUGGGUCAGACUUAUUUAAGGAGUACAUACUAACAGCACUAGCAACAAAAACAGUGGUUUUUGUUACACACCAGGUUGAAUUUUUGCCAGCUGCUGAUGUGAUAUUGGUCCUGAAGGAAGGUCGUAUCUGUCAAUGUGGAAAGUAUGAUGAACUUCUGCAAGCAGGGACUGACUUCAAUGCUUUGGUUUCAGCUCAUCAUGAAGCAAUUGAAGCUAUGGAUUUUUCGAACCAAUCUCUUGAAGAAUCGGAUAAAGAUCCUUCGCCUGAUGAUUCUGCUUUAGUGACUAAAAUAUGUGAUUCAGUCGAAAAGAGUAUUGACAGUCUUGCAAAAGAAGUACAAGAAGGUGUCUCGGCUGCUGAUCAGAAGGCAAUCAAAGAGAAAAAGAAAGCUAAAAGAUUGAGAAAAAAGCAGCUUGUUCAGGAAGAGGAACGGGAGAGGGGAAAAGUUAGCAUGAAAGUUUAUCUGUCAUAUAUGGCGGCUGCUUAUAAGGGAUUGUUGAUUCCGCUUAUCAUUCUUGCACAGACACUAUUUCAGGUGCUCCAAAUAGCUAGUAAUUGGUGGAUGGCUUGGGCAAAUCCACAAACUCCAGGGGACAGUCCUAGGACGACUAGUGUGGUACUUCUUGGUGUUUAUAUGGCCCUUGCUUUUGGAAGCUCAUGGUUUAUCUUUAUUAGGGCAGUCCUGGUUGCUACAUUUGGUCUAGAGGCUGCACAAAAAUUAUUUUUGAAAAUGCUGAGAACAAUCUUUAGGGCUCCAAUGUCUUUCUUCGACUCCACACCAGCAGGGAGGAUAUUGAAUCGCGUGUCAAUUGAUCAAAGUGUGGUUGAUCUUGAUAUUCCUUUCAGACUUGGCGGCUUUGCUUCAACUACAAUUCAGCUUAUUGGUAUUGUUGGUGUCAUGACAACAGUUACCUGGCAAGUGUUACUACUUGUCAUCCCAAUGGCGAUUGCUUGCCUAUGGAUGCAGAAAUACUAUAUGGCUUCAUCAAGGGAACUAGUUCGCAUUGUUAGCAUCCAAAAAUCUCCAAUCAUUCAUCUUUUUGCUGAGUCUAUUGCUGGAGCUGCAACAAUCAGAGGUUUUGGACAAGAAAAGAGAUUUAUGAAGAGGAACCUUUAUCUCUUGGAUUGCUUUGCUCGACCAUUCUUCUGCAGUCUUGCAGCAAUCGAAUGGCUUUGCCUACGCAUGGAGUUGCUCUCUACAUUUGUCUUUGCUUUCUGCAUGGUUUUACUUGUGAGCUUUCCUCAUGGGAGCAUAGAUCCUAGUAUGGCAGGUCUUGCUGUGACAUAUGGCCUAAACUUGAAUGCACGCCUGUCACGAUGGAUACUCAGUUUCUGCAAGCUUGAAAACAAGAUUAUUUCAAUAGAAAGAAUUCAUCAAUAUUGUCAUAUUCCUAGUGAGGCCCCACAAAUUAUUGAACCUCGUCCCCCAUCGUCAUGGCCAGAAGAAGGAACCAUUGAACUGAUUGAUUUAAAGGUUCGUUAUAAGGAGAGUCUUCCAGUUGUGCUUCAUGGCGUAUCCUGCAAAUUUCCUGGAGGAAAGAAAAUUGGAAUCGUGGGGCGCACUGGUAGUGGCAAAUCUACUCUGAUUCAGGCUUUAUUCAGAUUGCUUGAACCAGAAGGUGGAAAAAUAAUUAUAGACAACAUUGAUAUUUCAACCGUUGGCCUUCAUGACCUUCGUAGUCGUCUGAGUAUAAUUCCCCAAGAUCCAACAUUAUUUGAAGGGACAAUUCGUGACAACCUUGACCCACUUGACGAACAUUCAGAUCUAGACAUAUGGCAGGCACUUGAAAAGUCCCAGCUUGGAGAGGUUGUCAGGAAUAAAGAUCAAAAGCUUGAUACACCAGUCCUGGAGAAUGGAGAUAAUUGGAGUGUGGGCCAGCGACAGCUUGUAUCUCUUGGGCGGGCUUUACUUAAACAAGCCAAAAUUUUGGUGCUUGAUGAAGCGACGGCCUCGGUUGAUUCAGCAACAGAUAACCUCAUCCAGAAGAUUAUUAGGACAGAGUUUAAGGACUGCACUGUUUGCACCAUUGCACAUCGUAUCCCUACAGUUAUUGACAGUGAUCUUGUCCUGGUCCUCAGUGAUGGUCGGGUGGCUGAGUUUGAUACUCCAGCACGACUCUUAGAGGACAAAUCUUCUAUGUUUCUCAAGUUGGUAUCAGAGUACUCAACAAGAUCUAGUGGCAUGCCUGAUUUUUAAUUCGGGUAGCAAAAGCCUGAAGAUUUUGAUGGGAAAACAAAGAAGAGCAGAAUGCCAGAGGAAAAAUGAACUGGCUAGCACUCCUGCCAUUGGGCUAGAAGAAGAAGUAUAAAUGGUGAAGGGGGUAUCUGCAAGCAGCACAAGGGAGCUACAGGUUGAAAUUAGUUACUGCAGUGCUCAAUUCUUCUGUAGGUAUGAUGGGAAUUCAUGCAUUGCCGGCAUACUCUGUAACAUAAAAUAAGCUAGGCAGGAGAGGUUGGUAAUAAGUAGAAAGAGAAGAAAUGUGACGACAAUUUGUAUCUGACAUGAACUGAUAAGCAAAUUUUGAGUAUAUUUCUGAUCUUGUAGAGGACUAACUCAACUUUAGUGCCUACUUUUGUCGAUAAGGUUUAUUAUAUUGACGAGCUUCUAUUUAUCAAUCAAUCCUUGUUAGUUUUGA
This is a messenger RNA of Solanum pennellii, 5558 nucleotides long. Its product is annotated as ABC transporter C family member 5. Gene Ontology annotation, biological process: transmembrane transport. The transcript has 11 exons. Bases 521 to 5119 code for a protein of 1532 amino acids. The record is from RefSeq and is a predicted model, not a curated record. Gene Ontology annotation, molecular function: ATP binding; ATP hydrolysis activity; ABC-type transporter activity. Gene Ontology annotation, cellular component: plant-type vacuole; vacuolar membrane. NCBI's taxonomy places the organism in Eukaryota, Viridiplantae, Streptophyta, Magnoliopsida, Solanales, Solanaceae.